AUGUGCUUCUUGAUGAACAUUUUAUGGCCAAAGUCUGAAGGCCUGGCUUACCUCCACGAGGACUGUGAUGUAAAAAUAGUUCACUGUGAUAUCAAACCUGAAAAUGUGCUUCUUGAUGAACAUUUUAUGGCCAAAGUUUCAGACUUUGGCCUGGCUAAGCUUAUGACUAGAGAGCAGAGCCAUGUUUUUACCACAUUAAGGGGCACCAGGGGUUACGUCGCACCAGAGUGGAUCACAAACUAUGCUAUAUCAGAGAAAAGCGAUGUUUACAGCUAUGGAAUGGUGUUGCUUGAAUUGAUCAGUGGCAGAAGAAACUAA
Messenger RNA from Fraxinus pennsylvanica, 318 nucleotides. The record is from the annotation of a GenBank genome assembly. NCBI's taxonomy places the organism in Eukaryota, Viridiplantae, Streptophyta, Magnoliopsida, Lamiales, Oleaceae.